Medicago truncatula (barrel medic) is the source of this 690-nucleotide messenger RNA. The record is from the annotation of a RefSeq genome assembly. Lineage: Eukaryota; Viridiplantae; Streptophyta; Magnoliopsida; Fabales; Fabaceae.
AUGGCAAAAAAAAAAGCAUUCAUUCCCCUUCUAUGUCUUACAUCUAUAGUCUUUUUGCCCUGGUGCAUCUCUUUUACAUUUAAGAAAAGUCUGGAAUCUUGGAUUACUAAUUGGUGGAAUACGAAACAAUCCGAAAUUUUCUUGAAUAUUAUUCAAGAAAAAACGAUUUUAAAGAAAUUGAUAGAGUUCGAGGAACUGUUCCUCUUGGAUGAAAUGCUAAAGGAAUAUCCGGAAACACAUUUUCAAAAUCUUCGUAUGGAAAUCUACAAAGAAACCAUCCAAUUGAUCGAGACGAACAACCAAGACCGUAUCCAUACGAUUUUACAUUUCUGUACAAAUAUAAUAUGUUUCCUUAUUCUAAGUGGUUAUUCUAUUAGGGGUAAUCAAGAACUCAUUAUUCUUAACUCUUGGGUUCAAGAAUUUCUAUAUAACUUAAGUGAUACAAUAAAAGCUUUUUCGAUCCUUUUAUUAACUGAUUUAUGUAUAGGAUUCCAUUCAACUCAUGGUUGGGAACUAAUCAUUGGGUCUGUCUAUAAAGAUUUUGGAUUUACUCAGAAUAAUCAAAUUAUAUCUGGUCUUGUUUCCACUUUUCCAGUCAUUUUAGAUACAAUUUUAAAAUACUGGAUUUUCCGUUAUUUAAAUCGUGUAUCUCCGUCACUUGUAGUGAUUUAUCAUUCAAUGAAUGACUGA